ACACACACACACACACACACACACACACACACACACACACACACACACACACACACACACAAGCACACACACACACACACACACACACAAGCACACACACACACAAGCACACACACACACAAGCACACACACACACACACAUACACAAGCACACACACAUACACACACACACAAUGCACAACGUUCAAUGUAAAAAAAUGUUUGUUUACUUUACUUUUAUUUAUUUAAUAACAUAUUUGGUUUAAAAAUAGCUUGACGUCUGUGACGUCCUGACGUAAGUGACGUCAGUCGUCGUUUCUAGGACAGUCGUGAUGCCUCUUUCGGACAGAAUAUACUGCGCUCAGCAGAUCAACAUCCCACCGGAUUUACCAGACAUCCUCAAACAGUUCACUAAAGCUGCUAUUAGGACGCAGCCUCCAGAUGUGCUGCAGUGGUCUGCUGACUAUUUCACAGCUCUAUCUGAAGGUGAACCUCUUCCAGUCAAAGACAGGCUGGAAAUAUUUGCAAAAACACCGAAUACAGACAACACACUCACUCCAGGUCUCCUCAAAGUCCUUCAUGAACAGCUUUCAUCCGAGGAGAGUGUUAGUAGAGAAAAGUUAGUGCAGAAGUGGACAGACCUGCGUCUGCCAGCUGAACAGCUCGACACCCUGCUCAGUCUCGGGAACUUCAGCACGCAGGUCCACUGGAUGCACUUCGUCGCUCUCGGGUGCAGUGCUUUGGGUGGAACAAUCAUCAGUGCUCUGAAGUUUGCGUGUGAGAUCCUGAGUGACGACCCGGAGGGGGGAGAAGCUCGAAUCCCCUUCGAUACCUUCGUCAGUCUGUACAGGUAUCUGGCUGAGCUGGACGGAGACAUACCUCAGGACGAGAUCGACAGGUUCCUGUUCCGCCUGCAUGAGCCUGUGACACAGAGAGGUGGGAUGGUCCAACCGGCUGAUUUCAGUGACCUCCACGUGUAAGAGGUGCGAGAGAACAGAUGGUGUUCAGAUUCUCUCUCUCACCAGGCUGGGCUUUAAACGUCUUAUGUAACCGCACUAAUGAUGAAGCAGGAUUCCACCUUUAACCCUUUAAAGCCUGGACAUAAUUUAUUUUUUUUUAUUAAUCUUAUUGAUGUAUCGUCAGUUUUUCUGUAAAAUCAGCAAAAACAAAAAUAAAACACAUUACGGACUCCAGGGUCAUGUGAUAAAGCACCA
Messenger RNA from Tachysurus vachellii, 1193 nucleotides. It is a transcript of the gene ropn1l, whose product is annotated as rhophilin associated tail protein 1-like. The coding region runs from base 312 to 959 and encodes 215 amino acids. The transcript is spliced from 6 exons. NCBI's taxonomy places the organism in Eukaryota, Metazoa, Chordata, Actinopteri, Siluriformes, Bagridae. The record is from RefSeq and is a predicted model, not a curated record.